Messenger RNA from Penicillium coprophilum, 1218 nucleotides. RefSeq names its product glycosyltransferase. The transcript has a single exon. Gene Ontology annotation, molecular function: glycosyltransferase activity. Lineage: Eukaryota; Fungi; Ascomycota; Eurotiomycetes; Eurotiales; Aspergillaceae. The record is from RefSeq and is a predicted model, not a curated record. The coding region runs from base 1 to 1218 and encodes 405 amino acids.
AUGGAACAUCUUCUACCUACGGGGAUGCACGUUAUCCCCUCCGACCGUCUUGAUCUGCGCCCAGAUGCUGACAUAGACUUUGACAUCCUGCAUCCACAGCCAGUAAAGAGUGUCAAAAAUAUAUGGUUCUUCUGGCAUUCGGGCUAUUCAAACAUGCACCCGUACACACAGCGUACAGUGCGCGCAUGGCAUCGCCGAUUUACCAAACAAGGGUGGACUGUGCGGGUCAUCGACCGGCAAUCGGGAUCAAAAAGCAACAUCGCCGAGUUUCUGGAUGUCACCGAUCCAGCACUUUUCCCACUCGCUUUCACAAAUGGGAGUAUCACUGGCUCCUAUGCGUCGCAACACACUUCGGACCUUGUUCGUUGGCCGCUGCUCCUGCGAUAUGGGGGUGUCUAUGCCGACGUGGGUAUGAUGCAAAUUGGCGAUCUGGACAAGUUAUGGAAUGAGACAAUUGCAAACCCUGACUCUCCAUAUGAGGUUCUGUCUUAUACACCCAGUGGUCAAGAUCACUACAGCUUGUGCAAUUAUUUCCUUGCCGCAUUGCCAGAUAACGGACUCUUCACUCGUUGCCAUCGUCUACUUCUCGCUCUUUGGGGCACAAAUGGCGGUGCAACAAGCACCGAUGGUAUGCAUGCCAACCCUCUCCUCCAAGGCGUUCCUCUGAUGGGUGGUGAAUUUACGAUCACCGAAGAUGAUGGGACUCUCAUCGGCCCUGCUGAGGUCAGCCGCCUUUUAACCGACUAUAUCAUCCAAGGCCAAGUGGCGACUGCAGUAAUGGGAAUGAUCGAUGCCGAGGAUAACUGGGACGGUCCGGCCUAUUGCAUCAAGCAUUUUUACGGGAUCGCGUUCAUGGAAGGGUCGCAACUGAUCAAUGAAUUAACUGCCUGGAACGGACAAGAGGCAUUCGAUCUGUUGUCACUUUCCAUGCCGAAAGAAGGGGAGGAAGAGUCUGUGGGACAAAAGAAGGCCCGUGAAAUCGUUGAGGCCUGUCUGUCGCGCAGCUUUGGCUUCAAGCUUGCCCACGGCCUCAUCCUGCGGGUCAACAAGGUCACUCUUGGCUCACUCUGGCGGGACAACCCGGGGUCUGAUAUUAUACCUGGCACAUAUGCGAGCUGGCUUCGCCAUGGGACUGUCUACUGGAACCAAAAUGACGUGCCAGGGCGAGUCCCGCUCUCGCUGCUCCCUCCGACCAAGGUUGGGAGAUUACUCAUGUGA